Molecule: messenger RNA, 1322 nt
Organism: Labrus bergylta (ballan wrasse)
Lineage: Eukaryota; Metazoa; Chordata; Actinopteri; Labriformes; Labridae
Product: actin-related protein 2-B
Biological process (GO): Arp2/3 complex-mediated actin nucleation
Cellular component (GO): actin cortical patch; Arp2/3 protein complex
Molecular function (GO): actin filament binding
Source: RefSeq, a predicted model, not a curated record
GCUGUGUCGGUGCGCUUGACGUCAGCUGGUGUGCAGGCAGAGGGAGGCUUCUGCUGAAUUCAGGGAACAGAAAUGGACAGUCAAGGGAGAAAAGUGGUGGUUUGUGACAACGGAACAGGGUUUGUGAAGUGCGGCUAUGCAGGAUCCAACUUCCCCGAGCACAUUUUCCCGGCGCUGGUCGGCCGGCCGAUCAUCCGCUCCACAGCUAAAGUUGGCAACAUUGAAAUCAAGGACCUGAUGGUGGGGGACGAGGCCAGCGAGCUGCGCUCCAUGCUGGAGGUGAACUACCCCAUGGAGAACGGCAUCGUCAGGAACUGGGACGACAUGAAGCACCUGUGGGACUACACGUUCGGCCCCGAGAAACUCAACAUCAACUCCCGCGACUGCAAGAUCCUCCUGACCGAGCCGCCCAUGAACCCCACCAAGAACCGGGAGAAGAUCAUCGAGGUGAUGUUUGAAACGUACCAGUUCACGGGCGUUUAUAUCGCCAUCCAGGCCGUCCUCACUCUCUACGCUCAAGGACUGCUGACCGGCGUGGUGGUGGACUCCGGCGACGGCGUGACUCACAUCUGUCCGGUGUACGAAGGUUUCUCUCUGCCUCAUCUGACCCGACGUCUGGACAUCGCAGGAAGGGACAUCACGCGCUACCUCAUCAAGCUGCUGCUGCUGAGAGGUUACGCCUUCAACCACUCGGCCGACUUCGAGACGGUGAGGAUGAUGAAGGAGAAGCUUUGCUACGUGGGUUACAACAUCGAGCAGGAGCAGAAGCUGGCGCUGGAGACCACGGUGCUGGUCGAGUCGUACACGCUCCCAGACGGACGGGUGAUAAAGGUCGGCGGUGAGCGCUUUGAAGCCCCCGAGGCGCUGUUUCAACCUCACCUCAUCAACGUGGAGGGAGUGGGCGUGGCCGAGCUGCUCUUUAACACCAUCCAGGCCGCAGAUAUCGACACCAGGUCUGAGUUCUACAAACACAUCGUCCUGUCCGGAGGCUCCACCAUGUACCCCGGCCUGCCUUCCCGCCUGGAGCGAGAGCUGAAGCAGCUGUACCUGGAGCGGGUGCUGAAGGGAGACGUCGACAAGCUAUCGAAAUUCAAGAUCAGGAUAGAAGACCCCCCUCGCCGUAAGCACAUGGUGUUCCUGGGCGGCGCCGUGCUGGCCGACAUCAUGAAGGACAAGGACAACUUCUGGAUGACACGGGACGAGUACCAGGAGAAAGGGACGCGCGUGCUGGAGAAGCUCGGAGUCACCGUCAGAUAAAACACAAACAAAAACAAAAACACUUCCUCCCAUGAGUCCCUCCAUCCGCCCCCCCACCCCCCCCC